AUGCCCACUGCACAUCAUAUAAAGGUGAUACAGAGACGACAAGAUGGUUCUACAGAUUUCUAUAGAGACUGGUUGGAUUAUAAGAAUGGAUUUGGUGAUCUAUCAGGAGAAUAUUGGCUCGGUAACGACAACAUUUUCAACAUUUUAAAUGGAAAGUCGUACAGCUUAAGGUUUGACUUAGAAGACUGGUCUGGAGAGAGGCGCUAUGCUCAGUACGAGACGUUUAGUAUAGCGGAUGAGUCUGCAGAGUACCAAUUGACAUUGGCAGGUUAUAGUGGGGAUGCUAAAAAAUUAAAUAUGGAUGAUGCCUGUGAUUCCAUGUUGGGUAGUGAUCCGGCAUUAAAUUUAAACGGAAAACGAUUUUCCACCAAAGAUCGCGACAAUGAUGAUAAUGCAGGUGGGCAGUGUGCUUUGGUACAAAAAGGUGGGUGGUGGUACAAAUGGUGUACCUAUGCAAAUCCAAAUGGACUUUACUUUCUUGGAACUGAACCUGACUACUCUGGUAUCUACUGGUACAAAUGGAAUACCUCAAUACGCUACUAUCGCAUGAAAUCUGUCACAAUGAAGAUCAAACGUCUACCGUGA
This is a messenger RNA of Mytilus trossulus (common blue mussel), 585 nucleotides long. RefSeq names its product ryncolin-1-like. The record is from RefSeq and is a predicted model, not a curated record. The coding region runs from base 1 to 585 and encodes 194 amino acids. The transcript is spliced from 5 exons. NCBI's taxonomy places the organism in Eukaryota, Metazoa, Mollusca, Bivalvia, Mytilida, Mytilidae.